Messenger RNA from Piliocolobus tephrosceles (Ugandan red Colobus), 607 nucleotides. RefSeq names its product cytochrome P450 2A13-like. Gene Ontology annotation, biological process: coumarin metabolic process; epoxygenase P450 pathway; xenobiotic metabolic process. Bases 71 to 607 code for a protein of 178 amino acids. Gene Ontology annotation, molecular function: iron ion binding; oxidoreductase activity, acting on paired donors, with incorporation or reduction of molecular oxygen, reduced flavin or flavoprotein as one donor, and incorporation of one atom of oxygen; heme binding. NCBI's taxonomy places the organism in Eukaryota, Metazoa, Chordata, Mammalia, Primates, Cercopithecidae. The record is from RefSeq and is a predicted model, not a curated record. The transcript has 6 exons. Gene Ontology annotation, cellular component: intracellular membrane-bounded organelle; cytoplasm.
UAAACUGCUGUUUCAGGUCUUCACUAUAGCAGUUAACCUACAUCUUAGGAAAUUAGGCUUCUAUGAAAAAAUGAUUGAAAAAUCAUUGAACCAAGCCAAGGUCCACGAGGAGAUUGACAGAGUGAUCAGCAAGAACCGGCAGCCCAAGUUUGAGGACAGGGUCAAGAUGCCCUACAUGGAGGCAGUGAUCCACGAGAUCCAAAGAUUUGGAGACGUGAUCCCCAUGAGUUUGGCCCACAGGGUCAACAAGGACACCAAGUUUCGGAAUUUCUUCCUCCCUAAGGGCACUGAAGUGUUCCCUAUGCUGGGCUCUGUGCUGAAAGACCCCAGGUUCUUCUCCAACCCCCAGGACUUCAAUCCCCAGCACUUCCUGGAUGAGAAGGGGCAGCCGAGACGGAGUGAUGCUUUUGUGCCCUUUUCCAUCGGAAAGCGGAACUGUUUCAGAGAAGGCCUGGCCAGAAUGGAGCUCUUUCUCUUCCUCACCACCAUCAUGCAGAACUUCCGCUUCAAGUCCCCCCUGUCGCCUAAGGACAUCGAUGUGUCCCCUAAACACGUGGGCUUUGCCACCAUCCCACGAAACUACACUAUGAGCUUCCUGCCCCGCUGA